This is a messenger RNA of Pelobates cultripes (western spadefoot toad), 6847 nucleotides long. Lineage: Eukaryota; Metazoa; Chordata; Amphibia; Anura; Pelobatidae. The record is from the annotation of a GenBank genome assembly.
GGCGCUGUUGCACUAGCCAACUUUGACAUCACUACCGCCUCCCCCUCCCUUAUGUGAACUCGUUGCGCGGAAAUUCGGCCUCUUUCCGGCGGGGUAUCCGAGACAGACUGGUUGGCGGCCAUGAAGGUGAGCCGGCGCUAACGCUAUUAAACAUAACUUCGGGGCUGCUUUCUGUAGACAAUAUCGGCGGGGGCAUGCGGGACAGAGUGUGAGGCAGGGACUGGAGCUAUGUUAGCGAAUCUCAGGGCCCCCCAGGUGCCGGAUGGAGCCGGAUUGCAAGGAGACUGCAGCCGGGACCUGGAUUGGGAGACAUGGCGGCGGCGGCCUGGGCUGUGGAACGUGCAUGGGCUCGUGGCUGGGCUGUGUAAUAUGAGCACUGUAUGGGGUUACAAUGCUGCUUUCUCAUUCACCGUAAUGCAAUUAUAGCGAGGUGGGUCCAUUGCUCUGCUAUAUGGUACCCUGUAUGUAACUCUCUGUCACAGUGUAUCUGGCUUCAGCACUGUGUGAGUUAUAGCUUUGUAUAUCUGUGUAUGUUACUCUAUAUGUAGUGUGUGUCAGUCUGCUAUAGGCUUAGUGUAUGUUAUAUACACACCUUCCAAUGCUUGGUUUUUAAUAUGAAGCAUUCCUUUAGCACAACUUAGUUUCAUGUCCAUUUUAUUGUUGUGGUGUUUGUACAGGGUGCACCAUAAGUCCUUACCUUAUGUUAUGUAUCCAGUGUAUCUGUCUGCUGGAUGGGUAGGGACUUAUGGUCCACUCUGUAGAUGAUGAUGAUUAAUGUUAAUGACUGCUAUAUACAUUGGUCUGAAGCUAUGGGGUUUAACUUUUUACUGUCUAUGAAAUUAUGUACAUUUAACAUCAAAACAAAGGGAUUUUUUUUUUCCUGUUGGGAAAGAAUGACUGUGUAACUGUGACUUGUAGUAUGAUACUUUUGCGCAUAUUAUAUAGUUCUUGUUUUUUUUUCACUGCUACUUCCAGCUCAAUAUCUCUUUCCCAGCCACUGGCUGCCAGAGGCUCAUUGAAGUUGAUGAUGAGCGCAAGCUACGUACUUUCUAUGAAAAGCGUAUGGCCACGGAGGUUUCCGCUGAUCCUUUGGGCGAAGAAUGGAAGGUAAGAUGCUGCUUCACAUAUAGGCUUUUUCUUGGUAUACAUUUAUCUCUAAUAUAUGUAUGUGUGUGUGUGUACAUACCAAGAGUUGUCGUUGGGGGAAAUGUGGAUUAAAAUCCCUUGCACCUGAAGUGGAUAGUUAAUGCAUUGCUAAACACAAAUACACACACCAGUCAAGCCAUAAAACUUGCUUUGCCCACAGAAAUCUCACUUUAACAGUUCUCACUACUGCAAGGGAUUCUGGGUCUGUGUGUGUGUGUGUAUAUGUAUGUAUGUAUAUGUGUAUAUAUAUAUAUAUAUAUAUGUGUGUUUGUGUGUAUAAAUAUUUCUGCUGCCAAAUACCAUUUUCUUUCUCUCUUUACGGAAUUUGUUUUCUAAAAUCUGAAUUGUCAUGCAUUCAAAUAUUGAAUUCAGACAUUUAACACUUGUGUGGGGAGGGUGGACACACUCUUCACAUAUAGAGCAUUUCAGCAAGCUAAAGUGCUUUACUGGUUUGGAGUGUUCCUUUAAGUGAAACAUGCAAUAGUCUUUUUAGUGUUGGUCCUUCAGGUUUUAGCAACAAUUGUGUGCCACUAAAGCGUGAUGUCAUCUUAAAGGGACUGCAUUUUAGUAGAUAUGGUGCCAGUUGCCAGUGAUAUGUCUAAGUAUUUACACACAGUUUGACAGUUACUGUGCUGAGCACUCUCCUUACUUCCAGUCUGAAUUGGUCUCACAAAGUGAAAGUUCAAACUCUUGCAUUUUACCAACUCUUACCAGGUUUAAACACUAUUCAUUAAGUGAGUGUUAGCAGACGGAUUUUAUUUCUCAUAUUUUGACCUCUGCGUCUUUAUUGAUUCUGGGAUUAAUCGUAAAUGAUCAAAUUGGGGACUGGCGCAAGUAGUUACUCUGUGCAUAAUCACAGUCUAAUGGUAGCUUCCCCCCACCGCCAAUAUUUUGUGCAUAGACUCUCUAGUGUUUCAGCUCAUUUAUUGGCUAGAUUUGUUAAUCCUUCAUAAUGUUAGACUGAAUUGAAGAAUUUUGCAUUCUAUUCACCUACAGGGAUAUGUUGUACGUAUCAGCGGUGGUAACGAUAAGCAGGGCUUCCCAAUGAAACAGGGAGUGCUCACCCAUGGCCGUGUGCGUCUUCUUUUGAGCAAGGGACACUCCUGCUACCGCCCCAGGAGAACUGGAGAACGCAAGCGCAAGUCUGUGCGUGGCUGCAUUGUUGAUGCGAACUUGAGUGUGUUGAACUUGGUUAUUGUCAGAAAAGGUGAGAAUUCUAAUCUUUCAUUAAACAAAGAUUGUAUUUUAAAUUGCCGCUACAACUGUGAAAUCUGAUUAUCUGACCCCGACUAUGAAUUCUCUACUUGCAAUCAUAUGCUAGAUGUAAUAUGACAAAUACAUUUUCCACUUAUGAGGAAAUGGUCACUUUUCUGCUGUUGAAAAGAAAAAAAUCAAGGUUAACAAAAGAUGAACAUCUAUACAAUUCAUUAUUGACUUUUAGUUAAGUGGUUUGUAGAAAUAACCAUAUUCUGUUAGAUGUUUUUGAUUUCAGUCUGCUGGUAAUUGUAGGCUCUGCAAAUUAUUCCCCAUAUCAAACAUUUUACUUUUAUCUACAACACUUACAUUUAGUAGCUCCAAGAUUCAUGUUGGUUACUGUUUAUCCUUUCUUUGUGUGUUUUUUAGGUGAGAAAGACAUCCCUGGCCUUACAGACAAAACAGUUCCUCGUCGUUUAGGUCCCAAAAGGGCCAGCAGGAUCCGCAAGCUCUUCAAUCUCUCAAAAGAAGAUGAUGUUCGUCAGUAUGUGGUUAGAAAACCACUGAACAAGGAUGGUAUGUUGUGGGAUACUGUGAGCGAAUUCAGAAAAUGUUUUUUUGUUUGUUUGUUUCAUGUGUUUUUACUCAAGUCAUGUAAAUAGUAGCUAUAAUAAAGAUAAACAAAAUACCCAAGGAAAACUUUAAACACAUUUGAAAGUGUAAUCAUUUUAAAAAUCGGACUGUUAGAGAAACACUCAGAACACAUAGCAUUUCAUCAAAAUCUACACUUCUAUUAACAAGCCCUAUCACAUUUUAAUCAGACAUUUGAGGUGUUCUACAUAGUUUAGCUAUUUGAACCUAAACGGUCUCCCCAUUUUGAUUUUAUUACAAUUUAUUUUUUUUAGUGGUGACUUGCAAACUUUUUUAAACAUGUUGGCUGAUGCCAUACAUUUUUGUAUCUUGCUGUGCAAUAGUCAAUAAGUGUUCAUUUUCUACAGGGAAGAAGCCCAGGACCAAGGCCCCCAAGAUCCAACGUCUUGUAACCCCUAGAGUUCUGCAGCACAAGCGCAGACGCAUUGCUCUGAAGAAGCAGCGUACACAGAAGAACAAGGAGGAAGCAUCGGAGUAUGCCAAACUCUUGGCUAAAAGAACAAAGGUAUUUUCUUUUUAAAAGGAAAUGUUAAAUAUCUGAGUGCAAUCCUCUUGCCGAAUUAUGCACCAGAAAUGUUAUGUUUUAUGAUGCCAGACCAUGUCCCCGUAAGGUCCAAAAUUUAACAAUGUGAAAAAUAAGACACACAGGUAACACAUUUAUGUUGAGUAUUAAAAUGAGUUUUUCACCUCUUGAUGAAUAGUUUCAUUAUGCUGCCCAAUCUCAUAAAACUGCUUCUCCUUUACACAUUGCAAGCUUUCUUCCAAUUUUUAUUGGAGAAAAUAAUUCUCAACCUUUGUUAAAGGGAUAAUUGCAUCAUAACCGCUACAGCCCGCUGUAGUGGUUAUAAUAUGAGUACACUGACCCCAUUUCAGGGGAUGGAGGGGGUGGCGCAGCUUUUCAUUCAUCUAAAAAGCUUUAGUGAACUGGAGUGUUCCUUCAGUGAUUAAUAAAACAAAAAUACAGCCUUAAGGCCAUUUCAAGCCCCAAUUAAUUUUUUUUUUUUCGUUAACAGUGCAUACAUUUGCAUUACAGGGGUUUACAUUGUAGACUAGUACAACGAAGUUAACAAUAUAAUCUUUUAACAGGAAUAUGGUGUUAGGAGGUGUAACCAUCAGGUAGUAUGUAGCUUUGUUGUGACAAAGGGUCUCAUGUGGCAGGUUGUUUCCGUGAGCCGACAAUUCGGUUCGGGUUUCUGGUUCUGUGUAAACCUGACAGCUGUGUGGGUGUACCCUUGUGUGGAAGGGUCUUUUAGUGGCAUAUCUUUCCUAUUCGGGUGAUGGGUAUUAGUGGGUCAAGGAUGGGCAAGUGUGAAGAUCAUUGGGACCAUCCAGUUCCCCAGGGGUAAGCCCCGGAUGGUCCCCACAUUCCAGGAUAAGGGGUAGGAGGGGAGAGUGUCGGGGCCUCCGCAAAUCCUCACCGACGACCUGGGGGAGGGGUGGAUUAGUGAGGAGAGGCUACCAUGGCAACGAGGUGUCUCCCUCAAUGCACAGGUCCCAUGUUUUGUGAAAUUUAGCAGGGGUGUCUCAUAUCUGUGAGGUUAAUCUGCCCAUUUGAAGUCUCUUGUAUUUUAUGGUAUAUGCUUUGUAGGUGAGGUAUGUGUGGUCCCCAGAGUUCAGCUAUAGCUUUGCAGGUUGCCAGGGCUAUUUUGGCCACCGGCUUGUUUUUAGGACGUGUGAAGGUACUGUGGGGUUUUGAUUAGAGUAGUGCCUGUGGGUCCUUUGGAAAGGGUCUUUGAAGCAACCUGGUGAGGAGGGAUGUGGUGCUGGUCCAAGUGGGUUGUUAGUUUGGGGCAGGACCACCAGCAAUGCAGGAAAGUGCUGACCUUACUGCAUUGUUAAGCCCAAAGUCAUUUUAAGUGUGAAUUGUUUUGUUUUUUACCUUUCCCCUUGAUAAAGGGUGUGGAACAAGUGAAACACAAAGCAGUUUUUUGUAUGAGCUGCAACAGUUAUGCUAUACCAGUCAGUAACCUUGUUUAAAAAUAACCAAUAAUGGAGAACAGUUUCAAUGUAUUUGGUAUAAGAAGCCUAGACUCUUUCUGCCCUUGUGUGUAAUGUGCUUGAGUUUACCCCGUAUGACAUUGGUUAUAUGUAGAGUAUAUACAGUUGAGUAAGAGGAAUUUGUAUUCAUGUAUUAUACAUUAUAUUGUAUGAAUAUUACAUUUGAGAUGGUGUCUGUUCCCUCUAUACCUUUUGGUAUACAGUUAUUUACUAAAGAGUGAAUUGCAAUAGAUUGAAAAUGAAAAUAGUCGACUUACAGGAGCACUUGUCGCCAAAACAACUGCAGUGUAAUGAAGCAGUUUUAGUGUAUAGAUCAUUUCCAUACAGUCUCACUACUCCAUUUCCCACCAUUUAGGAGUUUGAUCACUUUGUUUUGGAAGCGCUAGGCACACCUCCCCGCAUGUGACUUGCAAAGACUUCCUGUAAAGUCAUCUGAUGUUUAUACUUCCUUAUUGCAAAUUCUGUUAAAUUUACAAUUUCUCAUGCUCUGUUAAUAUUUUGCUAGACCCUGCAGAAGCAGGUGAUAAACACAUUUUAAGCUAUCUGAAAGUGAAAUUUAUAUGCAGGCUGUUUCAGUCAUAGCCAGGGGAGGUACAAAAUACACAAUCCAGCGCACUCUCAUUUACUAAACAAUGAUUUCAAAUCUCACAGAUUUGAAUAGUUUUAUUUAAAAACACCUCACCUAGGCAAAAAUAAUGGGGGUUUAGUUACUUUGCAUAAGCCUGCCACAACGUCAAAGGGGAGGUGUGACUAAGGCUGCAUAAACAAAAGUGACUUAGUCACCUAAAUUACUUUAGCUAAAUAAAGCAGUUUUAGUGUAUAGAUCAUUCCCCUGCAAUUUCACUGCUCAAUUCCCUGUCCUUUGAGUUAAAUCACUUUGUUUCUGUUUAUGCCGCCUUAGCCACACUUCCUCUGGCUAAAAAUUGGCGCCAAAAUAGUUCAACCAAUUAGAAUGGGGUAAAAAUUGACUAUUUUAUACUAUAAAAGUGGUUAUGGUACCAGAGAGACAGGGGCAAGCAUAUGCACGUCCAUCCAUGUCAGCAUUGGCAGCCAGCAAUAGCCAGGAUGGGUAUGCCCAGAUGCAAAUGGGUGCAGGAUUGUUACCCUAGUAGUCAUAGUUACUGACAAAUAAUUGAUGAAAAAUAUCAGCUAUUAAAAGACUCUAAGAAUCUCUAGAAUCACAAGCUGUGCCUCAUGUGUUUUUUGUGUAAAAAAAAAAAAAAAAGCUUUUUUGAAUGUAUCGAAUUUAUAAAAAAAAAAAAAAUGCUGACGUCUUACAAUUUUGUGGACAAAUAUCCCCACCAGAGAAUGAGGAUUUAUGCCCCCUUCAUAGCCAAAGGUAGUCGGGAGAGGGUAACAAUCAUUUUUAGAUCAAGUUUAUUUCUGUUUAGAAACACUACUACAGCGUCCACACAAAACACUACUUAGAAGCCCCUACCACUUACCUAAAUACUAAAAACACAACGUGUGUGUGUCUAUCUCAAUCAAUCACUGUGGAAACUAAUGCAAUUUGCACUUGCCAUAUAUUCAUUUUGAAGUUCUACCUUUUUGCCAUGUUCGGUCUACUAAUUCUGUUAACUGUUCUGGUUUUCAUUUUAAGGAAGCUAAGGAGAAACGCCAGGAGCAGAUUGCCAAGAGACGUAGACUGUCUUCACUUAGAGCCUCCACAUCCAAAUCUGAAUCCAGCCAGAAGUAAAGCCACAUGGUGUAAAAAGAUAAAUAAAUCUUGUAAACUAUUCAUUGUUUUUUGGUGUGGUGUUUUUUUGUUUUUUCUUUAAGUCUAUCUUUAUGGGGAAAAAAUUGCAGAAAUUACUCAUUACUUGCUGAUAUGGUGUGCAUCACAGAGUAAUAGCUGAAU